AUGCUGCAGCGGUGGGUGCUGCGGAACGGGAAGCGUGUGUUCCACGUGAAGUGCUGGCCAGAUGGAAAGAAGCACUUCUACUGCGUUUUUAAAAGACAUUUCGGUGACAGUUCGAUGGGUGGAGAAGCGAACAAUGUAAAUAUCCCACGAAAUGGAGAAAGCGAUUUGUUCAAAGUGAGCAAAAGGUGGAAUGCCUUUUUCAAGUGUGAAAAGGAUUUAUACGACGUGAUAAAUAAAUAUAUAAAGACAAAUAAAAUGGACUACCAUUUGCACGCCUACUUAGGGGGCACUACCCAUGAGGAGGGACAGGGGGGGGAAAAUGUUCAGGGCAGGCCACCUCAAAUGGAAGAACAAUUGAGGAACAUUUUAACCUACAUUAUGUCCCUUUUUUACAAACAAAUUCAAGACUUCAACAUUGUGUCUGUCCUAAGUGAGCGUAUUAUACAUUUACUAAAUGGAGGUAUUUCCCAAAGUGGUGCUAAUGGGGAGGGCAACCCCACGGAGGAGGACAGCUUCCACCUUGACAAGGCUACCAUUUUAAGCACACUUGAGGUGUACAAUUAUGUGAAUGCCAUGAACGAUGAAUUAUUCGAUCGGCUGUUUUCUCUACUGAACAAAUAUUACGUGGAGGCAGCACGACCGGGAAGUCCCCUCAUAAUCAGCGAAGACGAAAUUGUGCUCACGCUGAAAAGUCUGUAUAUCCAAAAGUUUAAAAAUCAUACCAUUGUGGAUACAAUAAUAAGGUCACUUAGGGACGCCCCUCAUUUGAGUCCACACCUUUCGGUGCAGUCGUUCCUUUACCUGACGUUGCUAUCCAGGAUGGAUAACGAUUCCCUUUGCAGGGUAAACUCUGCAUUAUUUUAUGGCUGCCAGAUCGGGCAACUAAGCCGGGAAUACUCCAGUGCAUCCACCGAAGAGAAGACAACCAACCCAAACGGGAAGGAACAAUCCACCACAACUGAUGCAGCCACCUUGGAAAGUCAAAUUGAGCAAAUAAAAUUUAGAGUCCCCCUAUCAGCAACAGAUUGUAUAAAGCUGCUGUAUGGCUACUUCCUCCUGGGGGAAAACCACAUUAACUGGUUCGUCAUCCAUAAACUCCUGCUCCGAUUGCACGAGGAAUUGAAAGAUGAGGAGAAAACCCUUCUCCUACAGAAGGAGAACAAAAAGGUACUCCAAAUGGUAACCAUCGUGAGGACCUAUUUAAGGUACAAAAAAAGAAGCCUCUACGAUAAUUUGCCCAAAGGUCUCAAAAGGGUAUUAAAGAAUUUGCAAAGUCUGCAUGCAGAUGAAGAAAACUCAAAAAGGAAGGACAGGAAAUUUGUCCAAAAAGUGUCUUGGCAUUUAAUAAAGCUUCGCAUUGCGCAUGUCAAGAAUGCAUAUAAAGGUGGGAUCCCAUUAGACAUUUUGGAGAAGACUAAAAAACUGGUGUGGAUGUGCUUCUCAUACCACCAGUACUACGUUAGGACGAUUGACUUAACGGCAGAAACCUUGUUUCAGAUGGAUUUACUAAAAGCCAUGAAUUAUAAGAUUGCCAAAGUGCACUAUUAUCAGUUUUCGCGCAUGAAGGCAAGGCGAACUCGAUUCGAGUACAUACGGAUGUGCCGGUACUACACGCUGCGCGACCGACGCAACUACGAUGAUGAAUUCGAGGGGUGGAAUUUGCCCUACAUCAACUGGUACCACAGGAAGAACAAAAACGUCCACGUGUCCAACUAUUUUUACGGCUACACCCCCGUUUCGCACAUGCAAUAUUAG
Messenger RNA from Plasmodium coatneyi, 1755 nucleotides. RefSeq lists its product as uncharacterized. The record is from RefSeq and is a predicted model, not a curated record. The transcript has 2 exons. Bases 1 to 1755 code for a protein of 584 amino acids. NCBI's taxonomy places the organism in Eukaryota, Apicomplexa, Aconoidasida, Haemosporida, Plasmodiidae.